This is a messenger RNA of Paramormyrops kingsleyae, 2315 nucleotides long. RefSeq names its product CD40 ligand (gene cd40lg). Gene Ontology annotation, cellular component: membrane. Gene Ontology annotation, biological process: immune response. Gene Ontology annotation, molecular function: tumor necrosis factor receptor binding. Lineage: Eukaryota; Metazoa; Chordata; Actinopteri; Osteoglossiformes; Mormyridae. The record is from RefSeq and is a predicted model, not a curated record.
CUGUGCUCUCAGCGCCUGUGCUCUCAGCUGAGCCCCGACACGGUCGCAUGGGCCGCCCAGACAGCACAGUCUCUGCAGCUGCCGCUCGCCAGCAUGAUCAACACUUACACCACCAGUUUCAUCGCACCGCCGGUGCCCCCACGAACCAGCUCCAGGGCCCCGGCCCCGACCCGCCACCCGGUUCACCUCUGGCUGCUGUCGGUGGUACUCGUACUGCAGAUGAUCGUAUUCGCUGGGACCUUUGUCUACCUGUUCCUAAGAGACAGUGAGCUCCAGCGCGAGUUUGAAAGCCAGUUCCACGAUGACCUAAUCGUGCUGAGGAGGUUACAGGAAUGCGAUGACAGAAGCUUGGAAUAUAGCACACUCCUGGACUGUAAAAAGAUUCUGGACAAGUAUAAGAACAUUUUAUUAAAGAUAUCACAAGCAGAAGGAAGUGUGGGUCUACGGUUGGGUGACACCCCCAUCCGCAAACCUGGCGCCAUGGCACACAUGCUGGUCAAGCCAGACCGCAGCCAGGUGACAUCUACAAAGGUCUUGCAGUGGUACCAGGAACACUCGCUGCUGAUGAAUGUGGACUACCUGAUCACACCCAGAACGCUGCGGAUCCGCUUCAAAGGACACUACUACAUCUACUCCCAGGUGACUUUCUCCGGGUGGCACCCAAAAAUCCCGCUGGUCCAAACCGUCAUGCGUCAAGCCACCGCCGCUGGGAAAAAAACGGAAGACGUUCUGCUCAAGGCCUUCUGCACGAUGAAGAACGCCGGUGAAGCAUGCACCUCGUUCCAGGGUGGCACGUUUCAGCUCGAGGAAGGGAUGGAGCUUUAUGUAAAUGUGACUGACAUAAACCUACUGAACUUUGAAGAGACAGCGACCACCUUUGGAUUAUUUAUGGUGUAAAACUUCACUUCCCCUAUAAAAAUACCUGAGAGGGCUCCUUUUUACUUUGAUCUCCAAGAACAUAGAGUUGCAAAAAUCUAUAUUUAAUUAAUUUAAUGAAUCGGGAACAGACAGACAUUCAGGAGACAAUAUGUCUGGCUGGGUGGGUUAGGACUGUGUCUGUGAUUGGAAAAUCGGCAGUUUAAAUCCCAGGGUUGUUGGACUGACGUCACCGUUGGGUCUGUGAGCAGGGCCCUUAAUCACCAGCUGCUCCGGGGACUGUGUGGCUCCGCUUUCUUGAAAAUGUACAUGGCUUUGGAUGAAAGCACCUGCUAAACAAGAGAAUGAAACAACCUGAAAGUUCAAAGUAGAGGUGAGAACAUGAAAGCAGGUCAGCAGACAAAACUGCAAAACACCCUGAUUUGCCUUCACAAUAACGACGCGCGCGUCUCGACCAAAGCUAACAAUUCCUCACCUAUUUUAACAUUUAUUUUUGCAUUUUAUUUACAUAUUAUUUUUCUAUAGGCACUACAAUUUAUAUUAACAGGAGAGAUCAAAUUUUAAAAUACUGGAUUUCUAGGCAGAUUUUGUUUUAUGUUAAACUCAUACAGUGUGCGUGCAUAUGCCUAAAACACAUAUGUAUAUUAUUUGUACACCAGAUAGAUUUUUCUUUGGUUUUCUUUAAUUGUAACAUUAAUACUGUGCAUGUCUAACAUAAUAUUGUAUAACUUGUCUGUCUGCGAGCAAAAUUAGGCAAAUGGGGAAAAAAAAAUGUGUGCUGGGAUUGUCAGCAGUCAAACGUGGGACUACAUCCAUGGACAGUGAGGGCAGAGGGACACUUGGACCUGUGUGUAGCAGAGCAUAGAUCCAUCAGCUGAUCAGAGAGCUGCAGACUCUCAGAAAUCUGAGCAAUAACUUUUCCCUGAGCUCAGCAGAACCACAGCGCCACAUUUCCAGGCGCUCGCAGUUGCACCCACGCCCGGUACAGAAGCCUAGCAGGAAGUGCCUAAAAUUAGCCGUCGAGCCGACAUUAAAUGCCAGCAACUACUUGAUUGUUGACGGGAGGAUGUUGAUUGAAUCAAGAAGACAAGACACCUCUCCCCUAGUGCCGGUCACCCCAUCAUGGGACACGGACAGACACCUUGGGCACCAUCUUCCGAUGGGGGCAGCAAGUCAACAGAUUUCACUUUGUCUCGGAUUGGGGGUCCCAGUGGUGAAGCUUGCCUGGGGGGCACAUGGGUGUUGGCCAGUAGUGCUCUCACCAAUUUGGUGGAGUGAGAUCUGUUUUUAUCAUUUUUUUUGUACUACUUUGAAAAGUUAUUUAUUCCAUGCCUUUUCAUGAAAAGAAUGAAAUUUUCUGAAUAUUUAUUAUAGAUGACUUUUAUGUGAUGAUUAUGGAUAUUAAAUUGUAUUCAUAUUAAACAAAAUCUAUGGUGAAA